AUGACAUGACUACAGGCUGCUCUACUAUACACACUACGGGCUGUCACACGCUACAUGACAUGACUACAGGCUGCUCUACUAUACACACUACGGGCUGUCACACGCUACAUGACAUGACUACAGGCUGCUCUACUAUACACACUACGGGCUGUCACACGCUACAUGACAUGACUACAGGCUGCUCUACUAUACACACUACGGGCUGUCACACGCUACAUGACAUGACUACAUGCUGCUCUACUAUACACACUACGGGCUGUCACACGCUACAUGACAUGACUACAGGCUGCUCUACUAUACACACUACGGGCUGUCACACGCUACAUGACAUGACUACGGGCUCACAUGCUACAUGACACGACUACGGGCUGUCACACGCUACAUGACAUGACUACAGGCUGCUCUACUAUACACACUACGGGCUGUCACACGCUACAUGACAUGACUACGGGCUGUCAUGCUACAUGACAUGACUACGGGCUGUCACACGCUACAUGACAUGACUACAGGCUGCUCUACUAUACACACUACGGGCUGUCACACGCUACAUCACAUGACUACGGGCUGUCACACGCUACAUGACAUGACUACAGGCUGCUCUACUAUACACACUACGGGCUGUCACACGCUACAUGACAUGACUACGGGCUGUCACACGCUACAUGACAUGACUACGGGCUGUCACACGCUACAUGACAUGACUACGGGCUGUCACACGCUACAUGACAUGACUACGGGCUGUCACACGCUACAUGACAUGACUACGGGCUGUCACACACUACAUGACAUGACUACGGGCUGUCACACACUACAUGACAUGACUACGGGCUGUAACACGCUACAUGACAUGGCUACGGGCUGUCACACGCUACAUGACAUGACUACAGGCUGCUCUACUAUACACACUACGGGCUGUCACACGCUACAUGACAUGACUACAGGGCUGUCACACGCUACAUGACAUGACUACGGGCUGUCACACGCUACAUGAGAUGACUACGGGCUGUCUCACGCUACAUGACAUGGCUACGGGCUGUCACACGCUACAUGACAUGGCUACGGGCUGUCACACGCUACAUGACAUGACUACGGGCUGUCACACGCUACAUGACAUGACUACGGGCUGUCACACGCUACAUGACAUGGCUACGGGCUGUCACACGCUACAUGACAUGACUACGGGCUGUCACACGCUACAUGACAUGACUACGGGCUGUCACACCCUACAUGACAUGACUACGGGCUGUCACACACUACAUGACAUGACUACGGGCUGUCACACACUACAUGACAUGACUACGGGCUGUCACACGCUACAUGACAUGACUACGGGCUGUCACACGCUACAUGACAUGACUACGGGCUGUCACACGCUACAUGACAUGACUACGGGCUGUCACACGCUACAUGACAUGACUACGGGCUGUUACACGCUACAUGACAUGACUACAGGCUGCUCUACUAUACACACUACGGGCUGUCACACGCUACAUCACAUGACUACGGGCUGUCACACGCUACAUGACAUGACUACAGGCUGCUCUACUAUACACACUACGGGCUGUAACACGCUACAUGACAUGACUACAGGCUGCUCUACUAUACACACUACGGGCUGUCACACACUACAUGACAUGACUACGGGCUGUCACACGCUACAUGACAUGACUACGGGCUGUCACACGCUACAUGACAUUACUACGGGCUGUCACACGCUACAUGACAUGACUACGGGCCGUCACACGCUACAUGACAUGACUACGGGCUGUCACACCCUACAUGACAUGACUACGGGCUGCUCUACUAUACACACUACGGGCUGUCACACGCUACAUGACAUGACUACGGGCUGUCACACGCUACAUGACAUGACUACGGGCUGUCACACGCUACAUGACAUGACUACGGGCUGUCACACGCUACAUGACAUGACUACGGGCUGUCACACGCUACAUGACAUGACUACAUACAGUGAAUGUCUGAAUCCGACAGUUCAGAUUGAUCAUAAGUCAAUGUUAUGUUUAUUCUGCUCUAUUUUGUGGUUGGGUGGUGGUUGGGUGGUGUUUGGGCAAUCAAACCUGCUACACAUUAUAGAGUUAGGUUGAUCCAGUCAAUCAUCGCACUGUGUUAAAACUAUUAUUGUACUAGCUACUGUGUUCACAGUGGCUGUUACCAUUUAAUGCUUCGGAUCAUACAUAAGACAAUUGAAUGAAUGGUUCAUGUAUUUUUUUUAUGUACAAUAAAAUGUAUUUUGUUAUCAAAAUCAA
This is a messenger RNA of Salmo salar (Atlantic salmon), 2267 nucleotides long. The record is from RefSeq and is a predicted model, not a curated record. Lineage: Eukaryota; Metazoa; Chordata; Actinopteri; Salmoniformes; Salmonidae.